GGUCAGCCUCGGCGAAAUGCACUACACCCCGACGGGUUAGGGGCCGCGACGAGGCGACGAGGCGGCAAGGCGGCAAGGCGACAAGGCGACAAGGCGCCGCAAGCCACACGGCCCGGCAUCUCGGCUGUAUUCAAUGCUGAGGCCGGGGAGAAGGGUGUGCCAAGGCUGGCGAAGGUGGGCGGGCGACCCGAGGCCAGAAGCAGAGACAGGCGGCCAGAGAUCGCCUGGAUGGACCGGAGGCACGGCCAGCAGGAGCAGCAAGGCAAGGCAAGGCAAGCCGGACAACGCUCGCGGCAGACACGGCACCGAACGGCGGCCGAACCGAAGCCGCGUCAUUUGUCCUCGUCCGGCAGCCACUGCUCCCAGGCCGUGCAGACCCGGGACGAGCCAAUCAGCGCACUCUUCUCUUCACGACUCAUAAUCACACCCUUACGCUUGACUCAGGCGCAUACAGACACACCUCAGCCCAUCUGCAGGCUCACAGUGACACACAACUGCACACGCAUCGACAUCCGGAAGGGCGUACACCCAUUCACGUCUCGGCAUUCAGGCCAGCAGACAGCCGGGCAAGCUGGUGCCAAUGCACACACCCACCCACCCACACACACACACACACACACACACACACACGUAAAGUCGGAUCCUCCGAACGACCGAGAAAAACCAAGUUCACCCAGUUCUAGGGACGCAUCAUCUGCAGAUGCACAGCCAGUUGAGCCCGGCACACGUGGCCCGCCGACCUGUCGCCUGCGUUGGGCCGCGCUCGCCAAUUUGUUUGAUGCAACCGAUCUGCGCCUCUCCACCGCGAGGCCAUCAACACGCCGACUGUUGUUGGGUGGGACGAGCCGGACCAAAGGCGUCCCCGAUUUGCGGGACGUCUCGACCACACCCACAACCCCACGCCUCUUUCAGCCUUCUACAAUGCAUUCACAUCUUCCAAUUGCCCGUCUCGCCAGAAGAAAGAGACUGAUGCUCUCCAGACGUGUGCACAACAGCAGGGAAUAG
Protopolystoma xenopodis is the source of this 1005-nucleotide messenger RNA. The record is from the annotation of a GenBank genome assembly. NCBI's taxonomy places the organism in Eukaryota, Metazoa, Platyhelminthes, Monogenea, Polystomatidea, Polystomatidae.